Messenger RNA from Acanthamoeba castellanii str. Neff, 3693 nucleotides. Its product is annotated as Poly(A) polymerase central domain containing protein. The transcript is spliced from 20 exons. Lineage: Eukaryota; Discosea; Longamoebia; Acanthamoebidae. Gene Ontology annotation, molecular function: poly(A) RNA polymerase activity; RNA binding. Gene Ontology annotation, cellular component: nucleus. The record is from RefSeq and is a predicted model, not a curated record. Bases 1 to 3693 code for a protein of 1230 amino acids.
AUGGAGCGCAGUGACAAGAGCACGAACAAGAAGACGACCACUGCGCCCAGCAAACCCAAGGGCCAGCGCAAGAAUUCAGCAGAGGCUGAAGAAGACGAAAAGAAACAGACCCUGCGCACCUCCACCGACGUCUACCACCGCGUCAAAUGGGACGAGGCGUUGGACAAGACGGAGUGGCGGAUGGGCUACCUGGACAGGUUCCGGGGCAUGCUCGAGAUUCCGCUGCUGGAGUUCAUCCCGGGCGGCGACGUGCCCUGGCACCGCGUCUACUACUUCAAGAAGGGGCGCGAGGUCAUGUGGGACCGCAACACCCGCGUCGACAAGAUCUUCGGCAGCGGCGACUCCUCGGCGGCCGAGGCCGACGACGUCAAGGGCAAGGGCAAGGGCAAGAAGGGCGGCGAGACGAAGGGCAAGAAGGGCGGGCAGGAGAAGGGAGCCAGCGCGGCGCCCUCCACCGCUGUCCCCGAGAAAGUGAGGACGGCCAAUAAGCCCGCGGUGUGGACGCCGCUGCCGGUCUAUCGCUGGUCCGCUACGACCCAGAGCUGGCAGGAGUCCUCUCAGUCCAUCGCCAACAAGACCGACGGAGUGGAGCGAGUCACGAUCGUCACCCUCAACGUGCUGUUCGACACCUACCUGUCGGAGAAGAUCCACACGGCCAAGCGCAUUCCGGUCAUUCUUCACCACCUCAAGAACACCAAGGCCGACCUCAUCGUGCAAUGCAAUCUAGGACUCGAGGAGGUGACGCUCAUCUUUUUGGAGUCCCUCCUGAGCGAGCCGUGGGUGCGGGAGAACUACUACGUGUCCGACUACCGAGGCGACACCGUCGUCCCCUACGGCCAGGUCCUGCUCUCCCGCUUCCCCAUCCAAAAGCUGAUCCAGCACCAGUACACGCCCCACAAGCGGGUGAUCGUGGCCCAGCUGGAGCUGAACAAGCGCACGGUCUACGUGCCCGUGGUGCACCUCACAAGCGAUCGACAGGAGAGCUGCAGCACCAAGCGAGCCCACCAGCUCAACGUCGUCUUCGAUCGCACUUGUCCCGCCAUUGGCGACGACGCCGAUUAUGGAAUGGACUGCUUCCUGUUCGGCGACUUCAACUUUGGCGACGACGACAACGACGGGGCCGUGCGCAAGGACUUUGUCGACUGCUGGCCCGCCGUGCGACCCGACGAGCUCGGGUACACGUUCGACCCGCAUCGUAACGCGCUGGCCGCGAUCACGACCUCGUCCGGCCGAUCGAACCGCAUCGAUCGGAUCUUCGUACGGUCGCCGGGCUGCUGGCGGCCGUCGGCCGUCGACUUGAUCUGCACGGAGCCGCUGCAGUCGUCGUCGGCCGGCGAGGGCCAGCUGCUCUUCCCGUCGGACCACUUCGGCCUCAAGGCAGUCAUCGAAUUCACCGCGCCGCUGGGCGCGGUCGCCAAGCGGCUGACGGCCGACGGCGAGGAGGAGGCGGAAGAGGAGGAGCCGGUCUACGUCGAACUCACGCGCGAGGAGCGCAUCGCGCUGCGGCCGCAGCUGCGCACGAUGCACAGCACCGCAGUGGUCGUCGUGCCUCCCCGCAAGCUCUGGCCCGCCCUGCAGAACAUUCGCAAGGACCACGACAAGAGCUUUACGAGGUGGAUGCCGCACAUCGUACUGCUGUGGGGCUUUAUUGAGGAGGACCACUUCGCCAACGCCGCGGAGAUCUUCAAGGACGCCUUGGCCUCUUUCUCGCCCUUCACUCUCAGCCUCAAGCAAUUCAAGUUCUUCGAGCACAGCCGCAACUUCACUGUGUGGCUCGAUCCGGAGGCCGAGGACAACGCGCUCAAGCGGCUGCAGGCGGAGCUGGAGAAGGAGUUCCCCUUCUGCUGCGAGCAGAGCGGCAAGGACUACGGCGGCUACUCGCCCCACCUGACCGUGGGCCAGUUCGUCACCAAGAAGGAGGUGCUUAGCCACAUCGAGAGCUGGGGCCGCGAGUGGGAGCCGAUGGAGUGGAAGGUGGGCCGCGUCUUCCUCAUCAGCAGGAAAGACGAGGAGCCCUUCCAAAUCAAGUACGCCAUCAAGUUCGGCGGCGGCGACGAUGCGGUGACCUUCGUCGGCCACCAGCCCGGCGCCGCCGAGGCUGAGAGCAGGACCGGCAGCAGCAGUAGUGGCAGCGGGUCGGCCGCCGCGGACCACCUGGAACCGCCCUCGACUCCGCCCGCCGACAGCGCGCUCUACCGGUACCUGGUCGCCAACAAGUCCUACGACCUCGACCAACAGAGGAAGCAGCGACAAGCCGCCGUCCGACUCGUCUCUCAGGCGUGCAAGGAGGUCAUCGAGAAGAACUACAAUGGCCAGGUCAACUGCGAGGUGCUUCAUCUGCUGGGCUCGUGCCAGAUGGGCGUGCAGACCGCCGACAGCGAUGUCGAUGCCCUGUGCGUCGGACCGGACACGAUGUCCUGCAGUCGGUUCUUCAUGGAGCUGCGCGUGGCGCUGGAGAAGACCAAGAAGCUCCAGAGCGCGAGGGAGGUGCACGACGCCAAGGUGCCCGUGCUCAAGCUGCAGAUCAACGGAGUCGAGGUGGACCUGCUCUACGGACCGUAUCCGUCUUCGGUGCCCAUCACCCCGCCAUCGCAGAUCGACGACCGAUCGCUGCGCAAGUUCGAGCCGGCCGUGCUCCGUUCGAUCAGCGGUUGCCGCGACGGUGAUGCCAUCCUCCGGUCGGUUCCCAACGUGUCCCACUUCCAGACCGUCCUCCGCGCCGUCAAGCUGUGGGCCAAACGGCGAGGACUGUAUUCGAAUGCUGUCGGGUUCCUGGGCGGCUUCUCGUGGUCCGUGCUGGUGGCCUACGUCUGCAAGAACUCCAAGCUCUACGCCAAGUCGGCCGCCGCGGCGUCCGGCGAUGGUGACCUCUCGAUCGAGGAGCGCCUGCUCGCCGAGUUCUUCGAGGUCUACAACCACUGGGACUGGCAGCAGCCCGUCGCCAUCACCCCCGGCUCCGCCCGAUACAAGCCCGGCCACAAGAGCGACAAGAUGCCGAUUGUCACGCCCACGCCGCCGUUCAACAACUCCGCACGCAAUGUGGCUCGAUCAACGCUCACCGAGAUGCAGCAGGAGUUCUUUAGAGCGUUUGACAUCACGCAAGCCUCGCAGUGGAACUCCGAGGCCGGGCUGAACGACCUGCUGCAGCCCACCAACUUCUUCAAGGACUACCACUACUACCUCAUGGUCGAGGUCCACUCGCUCAGCAGCGACGAGGUCACCAAGUGGCCAACUAACUUUUCUCUCAGUCUGGGCUGGCUGGAGAGUCGGCUAAUCGCGCUCAUCUUCGACCUGGAGAAGAACCCGCAGACCUACGCUCGGCCCUUCCCCGGCACCUUCGUCAACCUGCACGAGGUCAUCGAAAAGGAGGAAAAGGACAAGGGAAAGGGAAAAGGCAAGCAACAGCUGCAGGCCAAGCAGACGCGGGAGACGCUCGAGCUCCGCAGCAAUUUCCCAUUCCUGGGCACGUGCUUCGUGGGCCUGCAGAAGCUGCCCGGCGGCGAGUUCACCAAGGCCGAGGAGGCCGAGGCCCCGCCCAUGCCCGAGCUCAACGGCCCGACCGUCGACUUCAAGAGCCUCUUCGACAGCUGGCGCGACAAGCCCAACGGCAACAUCGUCACCGUCACCCCCAUCAAGCGAGCCAAGAUCGCGCGGAUGGUGCCUGCGUCGUUCAUGCCCGGCAAGUUGAACUGA